This is a messenger RNA of Sphenostylis stenocarpa, 618 nucleotides long. Lineage: Eukaryota; Viridiplantae; Streptophyta; Magnoliopsida; Fabales; Fabaceae. The record is from the annotation of a GenBank genome assembly.
AUGUCGAAUCAUCACCGUUCUUCCUCUAAGAACGGUCUUCCACCUCAAGAACUACUUGACGAUCUCUGCAGUCGAUUUGUGCUAAAUGUGCCGAAGGAAGAUCUUCAGUCAUUUGAAAGGAUAUUGUUUCUUGUGGAGUAUGCACAUUGGUUUUAUGAAGAUAACUCCGUAGAAAAUAAUCCAUCUCUGAAGUCAUUAAAUCUGAAGGAGUUUACUUCUUUGUUGUUCAACAGUUGUGAUGUUUUGAAGCCUUAUGUGGCCCAUAUAGAUGAUAUUUUCAAGGACUUCACCUCCUAUAAGGUUCGAGUUCCUGUAACUGGGGCAAUAAUUCUUGAUGAAACAUAUGAAAGGUGCUUGCUAGUAAAGGGAUGGAAAGGUUCAAGUUGGAGCUUCCCUCGUGGCAAAAAGAGCAAAGAUGAAGAAGAUCAUGCAUGUGCCAUUAGAGAAGUCAUGGAAGAAACAGGUUUUGAUGUUUCAAAACUUCUUAAAAAGGAUGAAUACCUUGAAGUUAUCUUUGGGCAACAGAGAGUGAGGCUUUACAUUAUUGCUGGGGUAAAAGAUGAUACAUCAUUUGCUCCACUUACCAAAAAGGAAAUCAGUGUAUGUCAUUCUUUAUAA